AUGUCAACAAAAAUAUUCAACUACGAUGAAGAUUUACCAUCAAUUGAUAAAUUAUCUCGGCAAACGGUAACAUCAGUAUUAUCAUGUGGACCACCAGUUGUUAAAAGUCCACAAGAUGCAGCAGAUAUUCUAUUUAAUAAACCAUUACGACAUUUAAGACCUCGAAUAAAUCAUGAAAUCCUUGAACAUGAAAUAACUGAAAAUGAAUUAGAUAUUGCUGCUAAUUUUGGACGAUUUCCUUAUCGUCCAAGUGAAUUAUUUCUUAAAUUAUUUCAUAAUGUUCUAUGUACAUUACGACGAGAUCCAUUAGCUGGUCGUGUUUCACCAAGUUUAAUAGGUUCAUCUGGUGUUAUACCAUUAACAAUUAUUUCUACAAUACCUGAUAUAAUGCAACAUUAUUAUCAUUGUAUUAUUCAUGCAAAAAAAGAAGUUUUAUUAGCAACAAAUUUUUGGGAAAAAAGUGAAAGUGUUAAUAUUAUUGGUAAAGCUUUAAGAGAUUUAAGUAAACGUGCUGGUGAUGAAAAUCGUCAAAUUAUUGUUAAAUUAAUGAUUGAUCAUCCAACAAAAGAAAAUAUAACACAUUUCCAUAAUAAACUACCACCAAGUAAAUGGUCAGAUUAUGAUAUUCCAUUACCUAACGAAAUUCCAAAUAUAUCUCUUGAAGUCAAUAAUUAUCAUCGAGUAAUUAUGGGAACAUUUCAUGCAAAAUUUAUGAUUGUCGAUCGACGAAUUGCUUUAUUAAAUAGUAAUAAUAUACAAGAUCGACCAAAUCUUGAAAUGAUGUCACAUUUUGAAGGUGAUAUUGUUAAUUCAUUUUAUGAUACUUAUCUAAUAUCAUGGUGGAUACCAUUUGAACCAAAUAUCGUUUGUUUGAAAGAUGAAGCACACGUGAUACAUCGUUUUAAAUUUGGAAUUAAUAAUUCAAAGAUUUUAUCGAUUAAACAACCAUUACGACAUGCUAUUGCAAGAGCACGUUUAAGACUUCAAUGUCAUUUAGAAACAGAAGAAUCUGAUGUUUAUCUUCAUGCACCUUUAGCAUCUGAAGAAGAUGAAAAUUUCAUAUUAACAUCUGAUGAAAGAAAAGCCAAUGGUAACGGAUUUUCAACAGUUGCUAUACAAGCAUUAGUUAAUCAUCGAAGAGCUCAUUCACCUAGUGUUCUUGUUAAAGCAACAAAUAAUCUUGCUGGAGCUGUUAUUGGAUAUGAUUUGACACCUCGUUCACAAUCACCACUUACUCAUCAUUUAAAUAAAUCAUCAAAAUCUGCUCAUGAAACAAGAUCCGAUGAAAAUUUAUCGAAUGAUGAAUUAGAAAAGUUAGCAUCUGAUUUUUCUCCAUUUAUUUUUCAUGAAGAACAUAAACCAAUUCCAAUAGCUUUAGUUAAUCGUUUACCACGUGGUACACCUGGACAUACAGAUACAGCUAAUCCACAAGAUGCUGCCUGGAUGGGAGCAUUUCGUUAUGCAAAAAAAUCAAUAUUUAUUCAAUCACCUACAUUAAAUGCUUCACCAGCUAUUGAAGGAAUUAUAAGUGCAUGUCGACGUGGAGUUAUUGUCACAUUAUGGCUUGAUUUAGGUUUUAAUGAUUUAGUUGAAGGAUUUGGAACAUUUCAAGGUGGUACAAAUGAAAGUGUUGUUAAAAAACUUUAUAAAAAAUUAAAAGAUGGAAAUGAUGGUUCAGAAAAUUAUCUUGAAGUAUUUUGGUAUACUGGAAAAGAUCAAGCACGUCCUCUUAAUUUCUCACAGAAAAAACGAAAUUGUCAUAUUAAAUUUAUGUCUAUCGAUGAUCAAGUGGCUAUAAUGGGUAAUGGUAAUAUGGAUACUCAAUCUUGGUUUCAUUCUCAAGAAAUAAAUGCAAUGGUUGACUCACCAGUUAUUGUCAAAGAAUGGAUGGAUGCUUUGUAUAAAAAUCAAUCAACACAUAAAUAUGGUCGAGUUGAUUUAGAUGGAAACUGGCGAGACGAUAAAGGAAAUUUAAAUCCAAACAAUGGCAGAUAA
Messenger RNA from Adineta steineri, 1995 nucleotides. The record is from the annotation of a GenBank genome assembly. Lineage: Eukaryota; Metazoa; Rotifera; Eurotatoria; Adinetida; Adinetidae.